GAUCAGAAAUUAAGCUGUCAAGAAAUAUUUAAUUCAAAUGUGAAACGAAAUUUAAUAAUUUUUUUUUAUUAAGCUCCCAAACGUAGGGAACUUAAAGCUUUUCGAAAAAUCAACAAGGGAAGUGCGAGCAGCUUGUGACAACAACAAGGAGUACCCCAUCAAGGAUCUCCAUCCUUGACACACAUGUAUAUAUUUUCAUAUUAGCUGCAAGGAAUACGAAUUUAGGAAGAAUGCGCAACGAUAGUGAAGGUAUUGAUGUAGGAACAACCACCGAUGUGGAUGAACGCUCUGACCCAGAGGGUAUCCACUCAGAGGAGGACGAUGCCUGCGUCCUGCCCAGUGGCACCCGCACUUUGGACAAACGCCUCAACCCGGAGGCACCAGAUUUUGUGCCCGGCGUAAGAAAUGGCUUGCUGGCCACCAAAAUAGUCGAGGAAUCUAAUCGACUUCCAGUGGUCAACUAUACACGCUGGAGCAAUGCUGCUGGAGAGGAUAUAUCGUAUGGACCGCGCUAUGAUGGCAUCUGGAGCGAGAGCUGCAUUCAGGCCCAGGCACAGGCCCAGGCCCAAGCGGGGGCGCAGCUGCAGUUAGGCUCGCAGCCGCUGUCGACUAUCAUCGAAUCUGUGGGCGACCGGAAACAGCAACAGCAACCGCAGCAGAAGAAGCUAUCACUAAAGAAGCGAUCCAAGAUCCAUUGCCAAUUCGAACUCGAGCCCGGCUCUGAUACAGCACCGACUGGUCGCUGCUGUGCCUGCGAAAUCAUGUAGUGUUAUUUGUGUUCCAUUUUCUUGGAUAGUUAAACUUAUUAAAGCAUUGUCUCAAUAUAUUUAAGAGAAUAAAAGCCUAAAUGACAUGCCUGUCCACCUG
Messenger RNA from Drosophila hydei, 867 nucleotides. RefSeq lists its product as uncharacterized. The coding region runs from base 231 to 767 and encodes 178 amino acids. Lineage: Eukaryota; Metazoa; Arthropoda; Insecta; Diptera; Drosophilidae. The transcript has 3 exons. The record is from RefSeq and is a predicted model, not a curated record.